AUGGACGACGAGCUCAAGCACUUCUUUACCCGCGCCACCGUCAUCCAGAAGGAUGUCCAGGAGAUCCUAGCCAAGCACGGCAAGGACGUCGAGAUCAUCGUCGCCGAGGAUGACGGCACGAACCGCAUCCGUCUGCUGUACCGCGACGACAAGGUCUACGCCAUGGUCGUUCCCUGGGUCUACUCUCCCAAGAAGGACAUCCCGAAGAUGUGA
Messenger RNA from Colletotrichum aenigma, 213 nucleotides. RefSeq lists its product as uncharacterized. The transcript is spliced from 2 exons. Bases 1 to 213 code for a protein of 70 amino acids. NCBI's taxonomy places the organism in Eukaryota, Fungi, Ascomycota, Sordariomycetes, Glomerellales, Glomerellaceae. The record is from RefSeq and is a predicted model, not a curated record.